This is a messenger RNA of Effrenium voratum, 930 nucleotides long. The record is from the annotation of a GenBank genome assembly. Lineage: Eukaryota; Dinophyceae; Suessiales; Symbiodiniaceae.
AUGAUCGAAGCUUUCCUCGAGAUGAUGAGCGCCGAGCGCGGCGCGGCCCUCAACACGCUGCAAUCCUAUCGCCGCGAUCUGGAGGAUGCCGACCGCUUCCUGCGGGCCCGCGGCGCGGGUGGAUUGCACGCCGCGCAGACCGCCGACCUGUCGGCCUAUCUGCACGGGCUCGAGGCGCAGGGCUUCGCUGCCAGUUCCCAGGCGCGGCGCCUGUCGGCGCUGCGUCAGUUCUUCCGUUUCCUGUUUGCCGAAAAUGUCCGCUCCGACGACCCGACCGGCGUUAUCUCUUCGCCGAAAAAACAGCGUGGCCUGCCGCGCCAUCUGAGCAUGGAGGCGGUGUCACGGCUGCUGGAGACGGCGCGACGUGAAGCGCUUGAGGGCCAAAAAACGCCGGCACAGGCGCGGCGGACGGCGCGAACUCAUGCGAUGGUGGAGUUUCUCUAUGCCACCGGUCUGCGCAUCAGCGAACUGACGCGCCUGCCCGCGACCAUCCUGCACCGCGAGGAACCGUUCUUCAUGGUCAAGGGAAAGGGCGGCAAGGAGCGAUUGGUGCCGCUGUCCGACAGCGCACGCCAUGCCGGGCAGGCCUAUCGGAUGCUACUCGAAGGCGACGAACGCGCCCGACAAUGCCCGUUCCUGUUCCCCGACGACAGUUUCUCAGGCCCGGUUGCGCGGCAGGUUCUGGCGCGCGACCUGAAGGCAAUAGGCGCCCGUUGCGGCAUUGCCGCCGAAAGCUUGUCGCCGCAUGUGUUACGCCAUGCCUUUGCGACCCAUCUGCUUGAAAACGGUGCCGAUCUGCGCGUCGUGCAGCAAUUGCUCGGCCAUGCGGACAUAUCGACCACGCAGAUCUACACCCACGUAAUGGAUGAGCGGCUGCAUGCGCUGGUCAGCGCCCAUCAUCCGCUGGCGGCGUCCGGAAACCGGCAAUAG